AUGAAUAUGGCUCCAAAGCAGUUUAUCCAACCACAAGCUAUCAAUCCGACGUUUCCAACACAAUCAUCGCAAAUGCCAAAUCUAAUGCCGAUGACAGCCAACACAGCACCAGGAUUUCAACAUAAUUUGGGUCAACCAGGGAUGCCACCUGGCCCACAACCUCCACAAAAUCAGACCAUGCCUCAAGUGUCAAUGCCAAAUCCAGCUCCACAAACUGCUCAAUAUGGUGCCCAACCCAGCUAUCCAAAUGUGUCGGCUGCUCAACCAAUUUCGGGAACUUCGUCACCGUUUCAACCCGUUGUACCGACUCAAAGUGGACACCCGAGCGUAGCACCUGGUUUCUCGAAUGUUCCUACAUCUGGAGCGCCAAAUAUGGGGCCAUCAAUGGGCCCGCCAAGACCACCGAAUAUGACUCCGACUUCGAACUUUUCCGGCAUGCCAGCUCCUCAUGGAAUGCAACCACCUGGCCCACCUGGAAUGAUGGCUUCAUCUGGCGCUCCAAGUAUGCCCGGAAUGGCACCACCCGGAAUGCCCGGAAUGGCACAACCUGGAAUGCCUGGAAUGCCCGGAAUGGGACCACCUGGAAUGCCUGGAAUGGCACCACCCGGAAUGCCUGGAAUGGCACAACCUGGAAUGCCUGGAAUGGGACCACCUGGAAUGGCACAACCCGGAAUGCCUGGAAUGGGACCACCUGGAAUGACACAACCCGGAAUGCCUGGAAUGGGACCACCUGGAAUGCCUGGAAUGGCACCACCAGGAAUGCCUGGCGCAGCUGCACCAUACCCUGGUGCUCCUGGAGCGGGGGCAUAUCCCGGUGGAAUGCCUCAACAACCACAACAAAAACUCAACGCGAAAUUGAUGCCAAGUGCGGUCCAAGUGAGAGAAGAAGACGCUGUGCGUGCCGGGCUAUUUCCUACUGGUUUUCCACAUGCUGAGCAUCCACCACUAGUUACAACUGAGUUCUACGCGCAAGAUCAAGGAAAUGUGAAUCCACGUUUCAUGCGAUCAACGAUGUAUGUAGCUCCUCAAUCUGGUGACAUCCUCAAGCAUUCUCAACUGCCUCUUGCCGUUGCAAUUUCUCCGUUUGCUGCGUUAGAUGAACGCGAAAGACCACCUCCAGUCGUUGAUCUUGGACCUCAAGGACCCAUUCGUUGUCAACGUUGUAAAGCAUACAUGUGCCCGUUUAUGGAAUUCCAAGAUGGUGGACGUCGUUUCCGUUGUCCUUAUUGUCACGCCACCACUCCAGUCGAAGACGCGUAUUUUGCCCAUCUCGAUCACACAGGACGAAGAACUGACAUUGAAUAUCGACCAGAAUUGUUAUGUGGUGCUUAUGAAUUUGUCGCUACUAAACAGUAUUGCAAGAACGGAAUUGCUCCAAAAGAACCGGCUUUCAUUUUUAUGAUUGAUGUGUCAUACAAUUCUGUGACAAGCGGAAUGUUGCAAGUUUUGUGCAAAAAUCUCGAAGCAACUUUGAUGCGUCUACCCAAAGAGCACAGUCAGCAAUCUUCAAGCAUUCGAGUUGGAAUUGCGACAUUUGAUCAAGCUAUUCACUUCUUUGAUUUGAGCAGCAACACACCAAAUAUGAUGGUAGUCGGAGAUAUCUCGGAAGUUUUUGUCCCAUGUGUCGAUGGACUACUUGUUCCUUUUGAAGAAGGUUUUCACGCAAUUCGAGCCGUUUUGGAGGAGAUCCCGAAAUUAUAUGCACACACUCGAGUGACCGAGGGAAUUUUGGGACCAGCCGUACAAGCAGGACUUGAUGCACUUAAGUGUGCUGAUCGAGCUGGAAAAAUUUUCAUUUUUUCAACUUCAUUGCCAACUCUGGAAGCACCGGGAAAACUAAAGAAUCGAGAUGACCGAAAGCUACUUGGAACCGAGAAAGAAAAGGCUGUGCUAUUACCACAGUGCGAGUUUUACACCAAAUUGGGCGAGCAAUGUGUCAAGGGUGGCUGCACAGUUGACGUUUUCCUAUUUCCAAAUUCGUACAUUGACGUGGCGACAAUUGGCCAGUUGACGGCUGUAACAGGAGGAUCCCUCUACAAAUAUCAAUACUUUGAUGCUCAAAAGGAUAGUCAACGCUUUUUGUCCGAUUUGUCACACGAUGUCUCCAGGCAAAUUGCUUUCGAUUGUAUGGUUCGAGUGCGGAGUAGUGCUGGAAUUCGUCCUGUAAAAUUCUACGGGUCAUUCUUCAUGGAGAACACAACGGAUAUGGAAAUUGCUUCAAUCGAUCAGGACAAAGCUUUCUUCGUUGAACUGAAACACGAUGACAAACUUUCCGACCCGCUAGCUGUUAUUCAAGCGGCUGUUCUCUACACAUCUGUUUCUGGUCAACGACGACUACGAAUUCUAAAUAUGUGCCUUCCUGUAACAACCGACUACAAUCACAUUUUCCGAGUCGCUGAUCAAGAUGUUCUCGCAACUUAUCUGUUUAAGAAUGGUGUUGAGAUUAACAGAGAAAAGGGACAAAAGGAAGUACGUGAACAGCUGACGAAUCGAGUAGCAAAGAUAUUGGCAGCUUAUCGAGAAAAAUGUUCAUCUGAAGCCGCUUUGGGACAACUCAUCCUUCCCGAAACACUCAAGGUUCUUCCAUGUUUGGUUAACUCGAUUCUCAAGCACGAUGCCAUUGCUGCAGGCAGCGAAAUGACGGUGGAUGACAAAGCUUGGUUGAUCGAAGCCGUACGAGGAAUGAAAGUUGAAGAUGCCGUGCAGCUUUUAUAUCCAAGAAUGGUCGCAGUUUCUCAGCUUGUGAUUGAUGAUCCCGCCGAAAUUGUCACUUUACCACCUCAAGUGCGGGCUUCAAUUGAGUUCAUGGAAAAUGAUAAGGCCUACGUGAUCGACACUGGUAUAUGUCUUUUUAUCUGGAUUGGCCUUGGCGUGGCAGCUGAAUGGGUUCAAGAAGUCUUUGGUGCACAAGCUGUUACCAUGAUUGAUACAGAAAACCACGUUAUUCCCGAAAAGGACAACACUCGAUCGCGAGCUCUACGUCGAAUCAUUGAAUUGGUGAAUAAGGGAAGCUCUCGAAGCCGGAAGUUAUUCAUCAUUCGUGAGAAGGAUGCGUUGGAGGGUUGGAUGAAGAAGUUCCUCGUUGAGGAUAAACCGGGUGGUUCGUCGGGAAUGUCGUACGUGGACUAUCUCUGCCUCGUUCAUCGGGAGAUUCGCAAUCUUCUAUCC
Messenger RNA from Mesorhabditis belari, 3168 nucleotides. The record is from the annotation of a GenBank genome assembly. NCBI's taxonomy places the organism in Eukaryota, Metazoa, Nematoda, Chromadorea, Rhabditida, Rhabditidae.